AGUAGUGGGCGGUCUCAAGUGGCGGCUUUCUUUUGAUUCGCUCAGCUUUAUCUUCCUCACUGAACCUAUUGAAUGCAUCUGUGAAGUCGGCCAAUGCUGAAACCGUGGACAGUGCCAUAUCAACGCUUUAGUAACCACAUAAUGACAACUUUAUCACAGACAAAGGAAAUCUUCCGGAGAGCAGACGCUGUGUGCUUCGACGUGGACAGCACUAUUAUCAGAGAAGAAGGCAUUGAUGAGCUAGCCAAAUUCUGCGGGGUUGGAGAUGCUGUCACAGAAAUGACUCGCAAGGCGAUGGGGGGGUCAGUGACUUUUAAAACCGCUCUGACGGACCGCCUGUCCAUCAUCCGAUGCUCGAGGGAACAAGUGAACAAACUGAUAACUGACCACCCUCCCCAGUUGACGGCAGGUAUUAAGGAGCUUGUUGAUAGUCUGCACCAGCGCAACGUGAAGGUGUUCCUGAUCUCUGGCGGUUUCCGCUGUAUCGUGGAGCAUGUCGCCACUCAACUCAACAUUCCCCUCCAUCACGUUUAUGCCAACCGCCUCAAGUUCUACUUCAAUGGUGAGUACGCUGGCUUUGACGAGACCCAGCCCACAUCUGAGAGUAAUGGGAAGGGGAAGGUGAUCAGCAUGCUCAAGGAAAAGCACGGCUUCAAGAACGUGGUGAUGAUCGGUGAUGGAGCCACAGACCUGGAGGCCUGUCCCCCUGCAAAUGCAUUCAUUGGAUUUGGUGGAAACGUGGUCAGGCAACAAGUAAAGGAGAGAAGUUUGUGGUACGUCACAAGUUUUGGAGAGCUGCUAAAAGAACUGGAGAAGAUUUAACAAGGAAAUACCAUACAAACCUGAACCCUCUUACAACUAUUGUUACUAAUGCUAACAUCAAUGUUUUAUUUUCACCUAAUGGUGUGCCUUUUAUGGUUUUAACUAGUGCACAAUAUUUUUUUAUUUCCAGUCAAUAGAUUUAAAAAUAAAUUGUAAUACAUGUUUACACUACAAUAGUGUCCUCUUGGGUUUGACCCUUGUUGAUUUUUAUACUAGAGAAUACUAAAAAAAAAUCUGGUUAACCAAAUUUUAUCCUUUUUGGAGGGUUUUGAGCAGGGUUGGAGUCGACUCGAUUUCAACUCAGUAUUUUAGUUUAAUUCCUGAAUUGAAACCAAUCCUGGAUUUGUGUGUUUUUAAACUGCACUUUUGUGGUUUUGUCCUCACGUCAAAGCUUUUGUGGGAAGGGUAAUAAAACUACUGCAUUUUACAAUAUGUGCCAUUAAAUGUGCAUUUAUAGAUGUAAUACUUUUGCUGUUGACACUAAUAAUAGUAAAAAGUGUCAAAUGCA
Messenger RNA from Coregonus clupeaformis (lake whitefish), 1330 nucleotides. Its product is annotated as phosphoserine phosphatase. Lineage: Eukaryota; Metazoa; Chordata; Actinopteri; Salmoniformes; Salmonidae. The transcript is spliced from 6 exons. The coding region runs from base 94 to 822 and encodes 242 amino acids. Gene Ontology annotation, cellular component: cytoplasm. Gene Ontology annotation, molecular function: L-phosphoserine phosphatase activity; magnesium ion binding. The record is from RefSeq and is a predicted model, not a curated record. Gene Ontology annotation, biological process: L-serine biosynthetic process; dephosphorylation.